AUGCUAGCCAAGUGUUUUGUUCAUAAAUUUCAAUUACAAAAAAAUCUAACAAAUUCACAGGAAGAUGAAUUUAAUUGUCAACGUGUUGGUAGUAUUCAUCUUGGAACACGUAAACCAGUUGUAAAAAUAAAAGUAGGUCCACCGUCUCUUCAACGUGUUAUUACAUUGAGUGAUAAUAUUAUUCAAAUACUUAAUAGUGGUAAUUUACAAUUUAUACCAAAUAUAAAAUUAAAAAAUAUUAUAACAUUUGCUAUAUCAAAUAAAUCUUCCCAAGGAGCAUCUGUUGAUAUGUGUCUAUCAACAAAACGUAAUAAAUUACAACUCUAUCUACUUGAUCUAACAAAAAUUAAUUUCAUACAGGAACUAUCUGUGCAAGAGUCAUUAAUAUCAAUGAGUAUGGAUGAAUAUGGAAUUUUAGCAUGUUCAGAAACAAAGUAUUUUACAUAUAUUCUUGAGAUAAAUAACGAUCGGCUAUCAAUAAGUUCUUCUCAAAUUAUUUUUACACUACAUGAUUCGAGUAUACCAUCUUAUUGUACAAAUAUUACAUCGGGUGAAUAUUUAAUCAAUGGUCCUAAUAUUGGUAUAACAACCACAUUAGAAGGCACAAGUCAACGUGCUCCAAUUAUGUUUACUAGUCAACCAAAUAUGUUUAUCUAUUCACACCCAUAUUUAAUCGCAGUUGUCAAUGAUUAUAUUCAUAUUUAUAGUUAUUUAGAUGAUCAACCAAAACAAAAGAUACAUGUUGGGUAUUGUCGAACUCUAAUAAAUAUUCCUGAAGAAAAUCGAAAUAGUAUUCUUAUAAAUACUAAAGAUAAGAUUUAUUUACUUGAGUCAAUUAGUAUCGAAAAACAAAUAGAUCAAUUAUUAAUUAAAUAUCGAUUAGAUGAAGCAUUAAAUUUAGCAAAAAGUACUUGUUCAAUUACUGAAAAACAACAGACAAAUUCACUUAUAAUAUCAACUCAAAAACGUAUUGGUUUUAUUCAAUUUACUUCAUUGAAUGUUAUCCAAGCAUUAGAUUUAUUCGAUGCGAUUCAUUUAGAUUUUUAUGAAAUUAUAAACUAUAUAGCAGAUUUUUUACCAUUAAAUUCUCCAUGGCCAAAUUUCGAUGAAAAUAAUCGAUCGAAAUAUAUACAAUGGUUAACUGCAUUUUGUGAUUAUAUGAUAAAACGAUCAACAGACUUUUCUCUUCAACCUGAUUAUUAUUCAUCGAUAUUGAAAGCUUAUUUAAUUAUAAAAUCACGUGAAAUGAUAAUAGAAUUUCUUGAAAAAAAUGCUUCAUUUAUUCCAAUUGAUUUUAAUAAUUUACUUUUUAAUGCUCAACUUUAUCAUGGUGUUGCAAUACUUUAUUCUGCUCAUGAUAAACAUGAAGAAACAAUUGAAAUUUGGAAAAAAAUUGUAUUGAAAGAAUAUCCAAAUGAUGAUGAUACAUUUCCAGGCAUUUGGGUUAUUGCGAAAUAUAUUCUUGAACGAAAUAUUGAUCGGUCAGUGGAAUUUUCUAUUGCAAAAUGGUUAUUAGAACAAAACGAAGAAGAACUGGCCAUAAAAAUUUUUAUUGCUAAACAUAAAGAUGAAUCAAAUGAUGAUAUAUUUUGUUCUGAUCGAGUUAUGAGUUUAUUAAAACCAUAUCCAACAGCAUUAAGAAAUUAUCUUGAACAAGCUGCUUUUAAAUUAAUGAUUGAAACUGAUGAUAUUCAUACAACAUUAGUAAAUAUUUAUCUCGAUCAAUUGCUGUCUAAAUCUCCUCAAGAUGAUGAGCAUAUAAGAUUAAAACUCCAAGAAUUUCUUAUAAAAUCAAAUUCUUAUCGUAUUCAAUCAGUUCUUCAUCGUAUCAAUCAAACAGAUCGAUUAAAACGUGAAGUAGCCCUUCUUUAUGGCAAGAUGAACAAUUUUGAACAAGCAUUUGAAAUACUUGUCAACGAACUUGAAGAUUUUGAAUAUGCAGUAAAUUAUUGUACUGCUUUAUCAUAUGAAAAAUCGAGUGAAGAUCGAAAAAUAGUUGCUCAUAUAUUAUUCAAAGUGCUUCUUGCUUGUAUAGACAAACAUCCAGACGAAAUAACUCAAGUACUUCUUCGCCUUCUCUGUAAUAAUGAAAUUGAAUUUAAUUUUCUUGAAAUUUUAAAACGUUUACCAUCACAUUGGUCAAUUUCAUUAUUAGCAGAUAUUCUUCUACGUGCUGUACGUUCAUAUUCAUAUACAGAACGUUCGACAAAACUUGAAUUAGCUUUAAGUCGUUUACAAAAUGAGAAAUUAAAUAUAAAAUUAGCGAAAUUAAAAUGUUCAAAUGUAAUUGUAAAUGAAUAUCGACGUUGUAAACAUUGUUUACAUCAAUUUUAUGAAACAUCUUGUGUUGUCUAUCCCGAUGGUAGUCAAGUUCAUAUACAUUGUGCAAAACAAUUAAAUUAA
This is a messenger RNA of Adineta steineri, 2403 nucleotides long. The record is from the annotation of a GenBank genome assembly. Lineage: Eukaryota; Metazoa; Rotifera; Eurotatoria; Adinetida; Adinetidae.